Molecule: messenger RNA, 2601 nt
Organism: Etheostoma spectabile (orangethroat darter)
Lineage: Eukaryota; Metazoa; Chordata; Actinopteri; Perciformes; Percidae
Gene: rfwd3
Product: ring finger and WD repeat domain 3
Exons: 14
Coding region: 230-2401 (723 amino acids)
Biological process (GO): interstrand cross-link repair; protein ubiquitination
Cellular component (GO): nucleus
Molecular function (GO): ubiquitin-protein transferase activity; protein binding
Source: RefSeq, a predicted model, not a curated record
CAUACGAUCUUUGGCGGUGACGUCACAGCGGGACGGGACGGGGCGGGCGGCGCGAACUGGCGCCGGGAGAUUCGAUCCCUGACCACGGUCCUGACUCCUGGCAGCACCCCCGUAAACAGCACCUCAACCAGACCGGUUUGAUUCGCGUAUUUGCCGUGGAGUCAUGUUGUUCCCUUGUGUGGUUCCGCGGAGCGGGACCGGCAGCCGUUGAACCUUCACCUCCACACAGAUGGAGGCCAUGGAGGUAGACUCCCCUGGGCAUCUGCAGGGGGGUGGGGACAGACAGCCAGAGGUUGCAGCUGCAGCGGCGGACGCCAACGCGCCGCACGUCAUCUCGGACUCCGGCAGCAGCACCGAGGUGGACGAGGACGACGAGGACGACAACGAAAGAGGGCAGACGGCAGCCCGCGUGCCCCCCAGGCUUCCUGCCACCUGGGCGUUCAGUCAGAGGGCGGUGAGCGGCUCUGCGGCUACGCCGUCUGCCGCUCACGGCGCACCGAUCCGCAGGAGACUCAGGCAGGGCCUCCGGGUGCACUACCCCAGCCAGACCGCGGCGCCCUCCAGAGGCUUUCCCGACUUCCUGCUCCGAGCGCCGGCUGCCAGCGUGGCUCAGCCAGAGUCCGGCAGCACCACCGAGGUCAGCGAGUCUGACGAGGAGGAGGGUGAGGAAGGGGUCAACGGAGAAGCCUCGGCUGCUGCUCCGGAGCCCGUCGUCCCGGUGCCGCCUGCGAGUCCUCGCCUCCACGCGUCCGUCCAACACGUACAACCACAGGAUGCUGGUCCAACCAACUCCAGUUCAGCUGCAGAUGGUGAAAGGACAGAAAUGUCCAAUCAGAACGUCCAGCCGGCCCCUGUGGCCUCGGCUUCUGCCAAGCCGUCGCAGGCCGAAGAGGGCGAAGGCGACAUCUGCUCCAUCUGCUUCGAGGCGUGGACGACGGCGGGCGAGCACCGACUGUCGGCGCUGCGCUGCGGACACCUCUUCGGCUUCACCUGCAUCCAGCGCUGGCUGAAGGCUCAGGGCCCGGCCGCCAAGUGUCCACAGUGCAACAAGAAAGCGAAGCGUUCAGACAUCGUUCUGCUGUACGCUCCGAAGCUGAGAGCGCUCGACAACUCCGAGCAGGAGAGCUUAAAGAAGUCUCUGGAGCAGGAACAGUCUCUGAGGAGGAAGGCUGAACUGGAAUCAGCUCAGUACAAACUGAAGCUGCAGGUUGUCACCAACAAAUACGGACAAGCACAACAAGAGCUGCAGGAGCUGAGGGCUCUGAUGGCUCAGGCUGGCCGAAGCUCAGUGCCGUCCUCAUCCUCGUCUACCUCCUCUGCGUCCACCUCGCUCCUCCUCGGCCUGUGCCAGAGGGCGGACGGCUCCAGGACGGCCCAGUACAGUUUCUCCAAAGCGGUGCUGGUGUCCCAGGCUGGAAGCUGCAGGGUUUUAUCCUACUGCGAACCUCUGAGCUGCCUGCUGGCCUCGCAGCCGUCCCCGCACUCCACCCUGGUGCCUGGUUGCGGGGUGAAGAAGGUGAGUGUGGUCAACAUGAAGGCGAGUCAGUACGUUCCCAUCCACAGUAAACAGAUCCGAGGUUUGUCCUUCAACAGACAGAACGACAGUCUGCUGCUGUCUGCCGCUCUGGACAACACCAUCAAACUCACCAGUCUGCUGACCAACACGGUGGUUCAGACCUAUAACGCAGGUAAACCCGUGUGGAGCUGCUGCUGGUGUUUAGACAACAGCAACUACGUCUACGCAGGUCUGAGCAACGGCUCGGUGCUCAUCUACGACACCAGAGACACCAGCACGCACGUCCAGGAGCUGCAGCCGCUCCGCUCCAGGUGUCCGGUGGCGUCUCUGUGCUACGUCCCGCGGGCGGCGUCCAGCUCCUUCCCUUGUGGCGGUCUGAUCGCGGGCUCUCUGGAGGGCGGCUGUUUCUGGGAGCAGGUCAACGAGACCACAUACAGACCGCAUGUCCUGCCGCUGGAGACCGCCGGCUGCACCGACAUCCAGGUGGAGACAGAGAGCCGACACUGCCUGGUCACCUACAGGCCAGGCCGCUCCAACCCGUCCCUGCGCUGCGUCCUGAUGGCGCUGAACAGGACGCCUCAGCAGGACUCCAGUCAGCUGCCCAGCUGCUCCUGCGCUCCGGUGCAGACGUUCAGCGCCGGCUCGUCCUGCAAGCUGCUCACCAAGAACGCCGUUUUCAAGAGGCCGGACGGAGGCGGGACGCUGGUCUGCGCCGGGGACGAGGCCUCCAACUCCACCAUGGUGUGGGACGCCGGCAGCGGCUCUCUGCUCCAGAAGCUUCCGGCCGACCUCCCGGUGUUGGACAUCAGCCCGUUCUCGGUGAACGGCGAGCACUUCCUGGCCUCGCUCACCGAGAAGAUGCUGAAGCUCUACAGGUGGGAGUGAACGGGACGGACUUCACAAACUUUGGAAAUACACAAAAAACAACAAACACACACACUCAGUCCCAGAGGGCGAGGAGAUGACGCAACUGUGUGCAACUGUGGGAAAAAUCUAAAAGCUGCUCAACUUUUAUCUGUUUACACGCGCAAAAAAAACCAAACCUGGACCAACCCGAGGAAACGUUUAUGGUUUAUUCUUCUUUA